GUUGUCCCUAAUCCCAGCCUCCGCCGGACUUCCCGGCCCGUUCAGUUCGGCUGCAGAGACUCGCUUCAUCCCCGGCAGGGGUGCUCCACGGCACCCCAGGUUCCUCCUUUGCCUCUACCUUGGUGAAAAAAGGGAUGAUUGGGAGAGCAUGGGGAAAUCAGCUUGUGCAGAAGGGGACAGGAUCAAAGGUGGAAGGCUUCAGGCUGGCAGGAGAGAAUGAGGGGGCUGAACCCAGGAUGAGGAAGAUGAGGACAUCUCCCACCGGACCAUGACCAGGAUGGACAUACCCAGGGGGAAACCUGCAGCUGUGAGAGAACUGUCGCGAGUGGGCAGCUGAUCGAGGAUUCCAGGCCAAGCUGUGUCCAGCUGGGGCACACGGCAGUCAUCACUGCACUGGUUCCCGGCUAAAACCUGGAGGAGGCUUGAUGAGCAGGGCGAGAGAGAAUCAUUUGCUGUUCUCUCUCUGAUUUAGAAGAUGUCUGCAGACAGUAAAAACAUCCUGGCUACCAAAAGCAAGGAGAAAACCCAUGAGUUUCUAGAUCAUGGACAAUGCUAUGGAGACAAGCUUUCUGGGCAGGAGGAGACAGGGCCCUUGGGAGCCUCUCAGGAGUCAACACACGUUAAGGCAGAGCCAGAAGAACCACACCCUGAGGGGACAUCACCAGAGGACAGGGCACCAGGAACACAGGGCUGGAUGUCUCCAAGUCCUGGCUGUAAGGGGAAAGCCCUGUUCCUGCCUGGUGGAGCUCUUCCCUCACCCUGGAUUCCUGUGCUUUCCCGAGGGGGGAGGACUAGAGAACGACAGGUGGCUGCUGCUCUCCUCACUGCCUGGUCCCACAUGCCUGUGACCUUUGAGGAUGUGGCUCUGUACCUCUCCCAUGAGGAGUGGGGAAGGCUGGACCACACACAGCAAAAUUUCUACAAGGAUGUACUACAGGAAAAAAAUGGGCUGGCUUUGGGUAUUGUGGAAAUGGGGAAGAUGGUACCAACCCUAGCCGUGGCAACCCUAGAGGAUACGAAACCCUUGAGGAAACCCAGGGCCAGGUGGGCCCUGAGGGAAGAGCCACAGUGUGGUCAGCACGAGGCUAGUGACCUGGGUGCAAAGAUGGCCAGAGACACAGGGGAAGCCUGGCCGCCAAAGCCGUCCCCACCUGACACACACCCUCUCAAGACCCCAGAGGACAGCGGCCUAGAGAAACCCAGCGAGAAGGUUGCCCUGGAAAGUGGCGAGGAGGGGCUGGUCCCCGAUGGUGAAACGGGCAAGAAGACGUACAAAUGCGAACAGUGUGGCAAGGGCUUCAGCUGGCGCUCGCACCUGGUGACACACCGGCGCACACACACGGGUGAGAAGCCCUACACCUGCACCGACUGCGGGAAGCGCUUCGGCCGCAGCUCACACCUCAUCCAGCACCAGAUCAUCCACACAGGCGAAAAGCCCUACACUUGCCCUUCGUGUUGGAAGAGCUUCAGCCAUCACUCCACGCUGAUCCAGCACCAGCGUAUCCACACUGGUGAGAAGCCCUACGUGUGCGACCGCUGCGCCAAGCGUUUCACCCGCCGCUCGGACCUAGUCACACACCAGGGCACUCACACCGGCGCCAAGCCGCACAAGUGCCCUAUCUGCGGCAAGUGCUUCACGCAGAGCUCCGCCCUGGUCACGCACCAGCGCACCCACACCGGCGUCAAGCCCUACCCAUGCCCCGAGUGCGGCAAGUGUUUCAGCCAGCGCUCCAACCUCAUCGCGCACAAUCGCACUCAUACUGGCGAGAAGCCCUACCACUGCCUGGACUGCGGCAAGAGCUUCAGCCACAGCUCGCACCUCACUGCCCACCAGCGCACACACCGCGGUGUGCGGCCCUAUUCCUGCCCGCCCGGGGCGGGAAAGGCCCCCCCCCGCCGCUCCAACCUGCACCGGCAUGAGAAGAUUCACACCACCGGGCCCAAGGCCCUGGCCAUGCUCAUGCUGGGGGCGGCGCUCACCACACCCCCUCCUGCUCCUACUUAGAAACCAGAGAGAGACCACCCAGGGUAGCUGGGACAGUCCCCACUGAUGCUAGGGCCCUGGGAAGCUGCUGGGUCCUAGCUAGUGUGAUGGACUGGGGUGAGGGCUGGGAACUGUAAAGUGCAAUGCUGGCACCAAGUGGGACAUGGUGACGUGGGAGGAGGAAGCAAACACUCUUAACUGCAGAUUAAAGGCCUUGGAUUUCAAGCUGUGGCCCCGCGGCUCUGUCUGCCUGGUGUGUCAACCGAUCUCUGAGCAUCCCACAGCUCUUGGUUCUACCAGGCGUCCACGUUUAGGCAUCCCAGAGUCACCAGUUUGGGCCUGGGAGGACCCUUUUCCUAAGCCUUUUCCUGGGUUAGGGUCUCUAUUGUCAGAGCCCUAUUCCAAAACAUUAGGGCAUUUUUUUUUUAAAUUAGUUUUUGUGGUUGUUGUGAUUUCUAUAUACAUGUAUGUGUGGGGGUGCACAUGCCCCAGUGCACCUGUGGAAGUCAGAUCAGAGGACAACUUCUAGAGUUGGUUCUCUACCAUGUGGUCCCAGGUAUGGAGCUUAAGUUAUCAGUAGGCGUCUUUACCUGUUGAACAAUCUCACCCUGGUUUUGUUUCUUGAGACCCGGUUUCAUGUAGCCUAGGGUAGUCUGGAACAAGCUUUGUAACCGGUGCUCCUUGCUCUGCCUUCUAGGUGUAAACCACCCAGUCCAACUUGUGACCUUAGGUCUAUAAACAAAGACUGGGAGUUCAGAUUUCCCAGCUAGAAGACAGCCAGUCCUUCUGAAAAUGAAGAUGGGGAAUGGGUCCCUUUUGCUGGCAUCAUGUCCCAAGGGCGCUUGGCACUUGCUGAGUCCUAGCUUCUCCUUUGGGUUUUAUUGAGAACUAGGAGCAGGGCAACUCGUUUCCUGUCUACAGAAUCAGAUUGGCUGUCUUAGGCUCCUGGCUGUUUUGUGGGUAUCUCCUCUCCAUUUGCUUAUACUGGGGACUGCCAGGGAAACCGAGAAUUCCUCACUAGGGACCACUCUCCCCUCAUGCGUUCUGCAGCUGUUGCUAGGUCUGUUGCUCACCUCCUUGGGAUAUGCCAUUUAUAAUGUGCUGUACCUUCCCAUUUGGCUUUGAACAAAGUUCUGAUUUUUAACCUCUGUAGCAUCCAUUCCUGUUUGCUCCUUUUUAAACCCAGGGUCCAGCCUAUGAUCCUCCACUAUGGCUCAACUGCCAAGAGAACAUUCAGCUCUGAUACCAGAGCGGUCUCAGGGAACUACAUACUGUCUGCAGCUCUGGGUGGUGCCAGCUUCUAAGGGUUACAGUUCUGUAGCUUGAAUGAGAUAGAGAGAAUAGUAACAAAUAGCUCUGGAGGCAGGGAGCAGAGCCAGGGGAUGGAUGGGUCCAUCAUAUGUAUUGUCUUCAUCACCUCUGCUCUGCAGCCCCUGGCUGGGUUUAUUGCCUCAGUUUUGUUGUUAUUGUUAUUGCUAUUUAUUGAUUUAUUUAUUUAGUGUGCAUUGGUGUUUUCCUACAUGUAUGUCUCUUCACCACUGAGUCAUCUCUCUGGCCCCUGAAUCACAGGUCACACUGCAAAUUGAUGUCAGAUCAGGUCUGGCAGGAUUGUGAUGUUUUGGGGUUUUUGUUUGUUUAGACUGUGUAGCCCUGGCUAUCCUGGAACUUGGUCAGGAGGCAGAGGGCAGGCAGAUCUCUGAGUUUAAGUCCAGCCUGGUCUACAGAGCAGGUUCCAGAACAUCCAGAGCUACACAGAUAAACCCUGUCUCAAAAAAAAUUUUUUUUUUAAUUUUAUUUAGACAGUGUCUAAGAUACCUGAAGGAUGACACUAACCACCGGUGGUACUGGCUCUGCCUCACAAAUGCUGGAAUUACAGAUGUGCUCUACCACAUGUGGCUAACUGGUUAUUUAUCAAAGAGGCCAGAAAGACAGACUGCUACCUCUGUCUUGUCUGCGUGACAAAUGUCACUCAGCCAGCAAUGGAAUUUCUCUGUGUGGCUCUGUGAGGGGCAGAGGGGACUCUCACCUGUGAAGUGGCCUUUCUCCAAAAACACUUUAAUGAAGACAAGGACUGCUUGCAAAGACUUGUUAAAUUUCACAGGACCUUAGUGUACUGAUUCACUUGCACGAUGGGUAUUGUUGGCUGUAAUUUCGGUUCCUCAGGCUGUAUGCCUGAUGCAUUGGGGUGUGUCGUGAUCCACUGGGACAGACAACACGAGUAUGUUCAGAAGAGAGAGGCGCCUUGAAAAGUACUCAACAAAGAACAAAUAAAAUGUAGUAUUGUGGGCCUCAAAGGGAACUGAUGAUUUGGUGGGUGGUGGGGUGUCAUGAAUGGUGGGAUGUUGGAGGGCUCACAGCCACAGCAGAACACUGAAAGCAGAACGCCCGCGAGGACAGCGAACGCAUUUCCUUAUGAGUUUCUGGCAUCAUGGCUCAGGCUCCUGGUGGAAGAGUCGUCUUAGCCGGGCGGAGGUGGAGGCGAGGGGACACGUUGCUCCCCGGGGCCCGCAAUAGGUAAGGAGUCUGACCACACGUUUUCCACACCAGAGGUCCCGCCCUCCCCUGUCCUCAGCCAAUCAGUUGCCAGAAAAAUCAGCUAAUCGCUGCCGACGCUAGUCCCAGCUGCCACGCUCCAAGCCGUGCGGUUGCCCAGGCAACGGUUUCAGGUUCCUGUUCGGAAAUGGUCCUGGUUUCCAUUCUCCUCCCUCAGAGGAACCAACGACCAGAGGAACCAAAGACUGUGUUCACUGAUUCCCUCUUUCAGCGUCUUCACUUCGCCCAUCUCUUAGGGCUGUGACCCUGGCUUGCCUGAAACUCGCUAUGGAGAGACCAGCCUGUACUAGAACUUGUAGCGAUCGCUCACCUCUGCCUUUAACGUGGUCAGAUUACACGUGUAAACCACUAGGCCCGGCUUUUAUUUACUUUUUUAUUCAGAUAUAUUUUAAAUUCUGUCUUCAAAUGGUUGUACUUAAUGCAGCAUGUGUAUAUUCAUAUUAAAGAUUGGCAAAUAAAAACAUAGUAAACUUU
Molecule: messenger RNA, 5011 nt
Organism: Cricetulus griseus (Chinese hamster)
Lineage: Eukaryota; Metazoa; Chordata; Mammalia; Rodentia; Cricetidae
Source: RefSeq, a predicted model, not a curated record